AUGCAGAUGGAGCUCAGUGAACUUAAACCGCCGCAGCGCACAAGGAAGCAGCUCCAGGAACUCAUUGGGCUGCUGAAUUGGCUCCGGUCGUUCGCGACAGUCACUGCCUCGAUGACCCACCUGUCCCCGAAGAAUAAGUUCCGGUGGACAGCUGCUACGGACGAGGCCUUCCGCCAAGUCAAACAACAAUUUCGUAACUGCCACACCUUGUCCCGCCUGAAGCCCGACCGCCCGCUCUUCGUCCAGACUGACACCGGCCGGGAUGGGCUCGGUCCUUUACCAGAGGAGAGUUCUGGCGAGGGAGAAGCGAGGCUCGGCCGCUGGCACUACGUGGAGGAUCCGGGACAGGCGGUCAGGAGAGGGGGUAGGACUUGA
Messenger RNA from Bacillus rossius redtenbacheri, 375 nucleotides. RefSeq lists its product as uncharacterized. The transcript is spliced from 2 exons. Lineage: Eukaryota; Metazoa; Arthropoda; Insecta; Phasmatodea; Bacillidae. Bases 1 to 375 code for a protein of 124 amino acids. The record is from RefSeq and is a predicted model, not a curated record.